This is a messenger RNA of Peromyscus californicus insignis, 3266 nucleotides long. It is a transcript of the gene Rgr, whose product is annotated as retinal G protein coupled receptor. Gene Ontology annotation, cellular component: membrane. The record is from RefSeq and is a predicted model, not a curated record. The transcript has 7 exons. Gene Ontology annotation, biological process: phototransduction; G protein-coupled receptor signaling pathway; visual perception. Lineage: Eukaryota; Metazoa; Chordata; Mammalia; Rodentia; Cricetidae. Gene Ontology annotation, molecular function: G protein-coupled receptor activity. Bases 15 to 881 code for a protein of 288 amino acids.
GAGGGAGUCCAAGGAUGGCAGUGCCCAGAGCCCUGCCUGCUGGCUUUGGGGAACUCGAGGUGCUGGCUGUGGGAACAGUGCUGCUGAUGGAAGCGCUCUCUGGCCUCAGCCUCAAUGGCCUGACCAUCUUCUCUUUCUGCAAGACUCCAGAUCUGCGGACUCCCAGCAACCUGCUGGUACUGAGCCUGGCCCUGGCCGACAGUGGGAUCAGCCUGAAUGCCCUUGUUGCAGCUGUAUCCAGCCUCCUCCGGCGCUGGCCAUAUGGUUCAGAGGGCUGCCAGGCUCAUGGUUUCCAGGGGUUUGCAACGGCACUGGCCAGCAUCUGUGGCAGCGCAGCUAUUGCCUGGGGUCGCUACCACCACUACUGCACCCGUAGACAGUUGGCAUGGAACACGGCCAUCCCCCUGGUGAUGUUUGUGUGGCUAUCAUCUGCCUUCUGGGCAUCCCUGCCCCUGAUGGGCUGGGGCCACUAUGACUAUGAGCCUUUGGGGACAUGCUGUACAUUGGACUAUUCUAGACGUGACAGAAACAUCAUCAGUUUCCUCUUCAUCAUGGCCUUUUUCAACUUUGUUGUACCCCUCUUCAUCACACUCACUUCAUACCAGCUCAUGGAACACAAAUUCUCCAGGAGUGGUCAUCUGCAGGUGAACACCACUCUGCCAGGCAGGAUGCUGCUGCUGGGCUGGGGCCCCUAUGCCCUCCUGUACCUAUAUGCAGCCAUCGCAGAUGUGAGCUUCAUCUCUCCCAAACUGCAGAUGGUACCCGCCCUCAUUGCCAAAACCAUGCCCACAAUCAACGCCAUCAACUAUGCCUUGCACAGCGAGAUGGUCUGUAGAGGAAUCUGGCAGUGCCUAUCUCCACAGAAGAGCAAGCAGAACUGAACCCAGUGAGAUUCUUCAAAAGGCUGAUCACAAUCAAGCCUACCUCUGCAAGUCUGGACUGAGCCCCUGGCCAGGAAGAUGCCCUAGCAUACUUCCCAACAGUCCCAGAGCCAUGCCAGAUGCUUAUCCACCAGCGUCAAGAGUCCUGUUGAGUCCAACAUUAGGCUGGACCCAGAUACUAGGUUCCAUGGAAGGAGUACUGGUCACAGUCAUCUACACGUAGACUAAGAGGCCCUGGAAAAGUAACUCCCUCCAACCUCAGUUAUCGGAACCCCAGAGUAAAGAUGCCAUUAUGAAUCAAUGAGGAUGCUGUAUGCUUGAACAAGGUAGCAUAUGCUCACCAAGGAAAUAAAAUGUUUACUGAAACGGACUACUGAUAUGAACCUUGGCUGUGUCCUACAUGAACCAAGUCUUACAAUAAAAGGAGACAAAGCCCUGGGAAUGGUUUUUGGGAACUCAUCUGAGGUUGCCAAUUUUCAAAUAGCACUUACUAAGUUGUAAUGGCAUCGAUGACUUAUUCUGCCCCUUGUUCCAUGUCCCCUAUGGUGAGAUAAGAUGACAGCAAUGACGAGUUGACCAUACAGAUUGAAGCAGAACAUGCAGGUUAUGUACUCCCUGAGUCAGCCACCAGCACCAACAUUCAAAAUGCAUCCCUGGUUAUAUGAGAUUUGGAUUAAAGAUUGAUUUCAAAUGGUUUGGAACUCAUUGCCAAUAUUUAAAAAAUUAAAGCAAUUAUUUAACCAUCCAGUUGUCAGGAGAUGUGGACCCACAGCUCUGUCUUCCUCUCCACAGUGACUGUUUGCAGAGCUCGGUCCAACUCUGCCCUUUGCCCAGAACACAUAUGGUCCUGUUCCAGCUCAUAUGUUCCCUGCAGAGCUCAGGUGCCUCUGGGUUUGUGACACUAAUGAAGGGGCCCCCAGUCACCUUUAGAUGUAGACCUGCACCUUCCAUAGAGUCAGCAAUUCAGGAUCAAGAUAUAAUAGGUGCAUAGUCCUGUGCAAGACCUGCUGUCCUAGAGGGAAGUAAAGCAGAUUGACGGGGUGAUGGAGGCCAUACUGGAAGUCUAAUAGUGGAAGAAGCAGAUGGCCCAGGCACUGUGAGAGACAGAAAGCACAUCCUAUAAAGCCAAGAACCUGAAUAGGCCAGUUUCUGGCGAUGAGGGGAUGGUCAUGUAGACUUGGGUCUGCCUCCUGGUUCUCCAGAUGCAGAAAAUUAGGUCACAUAUACACAACCCAGAAGAAGCUUGCAGAAAACAGACUCCCCUAGCUGGGCAUGGUGGUGCACGCCUUUAAUCCCAGCACUUAGGAGACAGAGGCAGGUGGAUCUCUGUGAGUUCGAGGCCAGCCUGGUCUACAGAGGGAGUUCCAGGAUAGCCAGGGCAAUACAGAGAAACCCUGUCUUGAAAAAACUAAGCAAAAUAAAACAAACAACAACAAAAACCCAACAAAACAAAAACCAGAGUCCUGUUUGGUCAUUUUUCAGAGUGAGGCAGAGGAGAAUGGGAGCAGCCUUCCCACAACACCCUUUUCUGGAGUAUGUUCUGAACCAGGUGCUGUGCAGGCAAGACGACCCUGGGCCACACUCCAGGACCCAGGGAGGACACUUGGCCGAGGAUGUGGAUAGAGAGUGCAGCAAAGAAAUCCCAGGGUCUAAGCUGGGCUUGCACAUGACUCAGAAGUCAAAGUAGAAAUUACUGAACAAUUGCACCCACGCAAAUGCAAUUAGACAUAACAAUAAUAGGGGUUAUAAACACACGCUGGCAUUUCAUUCAGAUUCUCUCUAAGUCCUUACCACAGAACUAAACCAUUUCUCUCACUCCAUAUGACAUAAGUCUGUACUCCAACUUACAGUCAACACAGUUCAACUCUGCGUUUUAAUGAAAUUCAAAUGCAUAUCCACUUUCAGCCGCAUUCUGGAUUUAAAAAAUUUCUGAAGUUUAACCAGAAAACUUAGAUGCCACCAUGAUUUCUCAAUUUUCCUUUCAAAAGCAGUCCAGUUAGGUGAAAGGCUCCAUAUAUGCACUCGUGUGGCGUGCAUGACCAGAGUCUCUGUUGCCCCCUUGUUCAGUGGCCAUGGGGACAGACAACACUCUUUGUCCAAGUUUUCUGUCUUCUUGAUCUCAAUGGAUUCUGAUCAGGUCAGAGGGUUCUGAGACUAUGAAAAGUCUCUUCUUUAACCAAAAUGUUUAGUAUGGGCUCAGUUAUCUCCUUCCAACUUAAACCAAACCAACCAACCAACCAACCAACUAACCAACCAAACAACAACAACAAAAACCAAACCACCCUGGUAAAGUCUCCAAGGAAGUGAGAUUAAGUGAGAAUGACAUUUUAAUGCCACAAAAUGGUCCCUUUAUGGGAGGAGGUACUACAGAGCAAGGACUCUGGC